AUGCGAAUUCUCAUCUGUUUGGUGCUGUUUUUAUUCGGUGAUCAUGCACAAACCGCUCAUGGAUAUCGUACACCAUUCAAUCGCCUUACAAAAUCAAGCAAUCCUCCGCUAGAGGAUCGCCAACAAAUUAUAUGGAUUAAUACAACGUAUCAAGCUGAAGAUAAUGGUGUUGAUAUCGCACGAUUACCGCAGUGUAAAGCAUGGCAGAAGUGGUGGACUCUCGAAGUGAGAGUUACAUUCACUUUUGAUGAAUUCAACUUUUGA
Anisakis simplex (herring worm) is the source of this 264-nucleotide messenger RNA. NCBI's taxonomy places the organism in Eukaryota, Metazoa, Nematoda, Chromadorea, Rhabditida, Anisakidae. The record is from the annotation of a GenBank genome assembly.